Molecule: messenger RNA, 4826 nt
Organism: Seriola aureovittata
Lineage: Eukaryota; Metazoa; Chordata; Actinopteri; Carangiformes; Carangidae
Gene: dab1a
Product: DAB adaptor protein 1a
Exons: 18
Coding region: 694-2544 (616 amino acids)
Biological process (GO): lateral motor column neuron migration; ventral spinal cord development
Source: RefSeq, a predicted model, not a curated record
UGACUCUGAGCUCUGCUGCGGUGAGCUUUGAGCUAGCGACUCUCUGAGCUCUCUGGCUGUAUGUGUGUGUGUGAGUGAGUGUGUGUGUGUGUGUGUGUCUGUAGGCUGCUGUGGUGCAGACUAUAGCCUAGCCACGUUAGCCUCCCUCCACCACUUCCACAGCUCAGUCAGCCGGCAGCUCCAGUGUGCUCCAGCAACGGUGAGGCUCUACAGCCUUUUUAAGUGUGUCCGUCUGUGGCUGAGGAUUUCCUGCCCCUGCAAGGAUACCCUCUGCCUUUCUGGCAAAGCCGAGAGAGAGAGAAGAGAAAGAGAGGGACAGAGAGUGAGAGGAAGACAGGAGGAGGAAGAGCGACAGCAGGCCGGCAGUGACCUUCGAGGUGUGGUGGCAAAGCAGAGGAGGAGGAACCGGGGACGGACGUAAGAUCCAUCAGGUGCAUUUCCUUCUUUGAGGAGCAGUGAUAUGGACUCCAGGUGUGGUGACACCCAGCUCUCUGUGGGUGUGUGUGGGAUGUUGUGUCAGGGCUAAAGCCCAUCCCUCUCCCAUGAGCCCGUGUGCCCACACACACACCUGGCGCCUCCACGCACACACCCGGCGCCCACACACGCACAGCCGGCACUGACGCUGUGAACUGGACCCUCGGAGCCCAGCGGAUCCCAGCGGAGCCAAGCGGAGCGGCGUCUAGGAGCCUGAGGAUGUCAACAGAGACAGAGCUACAGCCAGCGGUCAGGCCCAGCAGCGUCAGACGGGACUCCAAGAGGAAAGGGCAGGAUCGCAGCGAGGCAGCUCUCAUCAGGCGUUUUAAGGGCGAUGGCGUCCGCUACAAGGCCAAGCUCAUCGGCCUGGACGAGGUCACUGCCGCCCGGGGAGACAAACUCUGCCAGGACUCCAUGAUGAAGCUCAAGGGUAUAGCUGCAGCAGCACGGUCUAAAGGAGAACACAAACAGAAGGUGUUUCUGACUGUCUCCUUUGGAGGGAUCAAGAUCUUUGAUGAGAAGUCAGGGGUCCUCCAGCAUCACCAUGCGGUCCACGAGAUCUCCUACAUCGCCAAGGACAUCACGGACCACCGCGCCUUCGGCUACGUCUGCGGGAAGGAGGGGAACCACCGCUUUGUGGCUAUCAAGACGGCACAGUCGGCCGAGCCCGUGAUCCUGGACCUGCGGGACCUGUUCCAGCUCAUCUAUGAGAUCAAGCAGAGGGAGGAGAUGGAGAAGAAGGCCCAGAAAGACAAGCAGUGUGAGCAGGCUGUCUACCAGACAAUACUGGAGGAGGAUCUGGAGGACCCGGUCUACCAGUACAUUGUGUUUGAGGCGGGACACGAGCCCAUCCGCGACCAAUCAGAAGAGAGCAUUUAUCAGGUUCCCACCAGUCAGCAGAAGGAAGGGGUCUAUGACGUCCCAAAGCGACACCCAAACGGACAUCAAAACACCCCCCACCACCAUCAUCAGCAUCAGCAUCAUCAUUAUCAUGAUCAGCCUCUUCAACACGAGCAGCAGCAGGAGCAGCAGGCUGUGGCAGAUCUGAUAGACUUAGACCUGGGAAUGGUGACUCAGAAUAUCAACCAGUUAGAGAUUUUCGGAGACAUGUCCACACCCCCUGACAUCACCUCCCCAUCGACUCCCGCCUCUCCAGCCAACACCCUCGACCCCUCGCAGGGCCUGCAGCCUCCCACAGAACUGUUUGCUCCCUUCAAUCCUGCGUCUGUGCCCUCAGGUUAUGUGACAAUGGGGGCGGUCCCCCCCGGCCACUGGUCCCAGCAGGCGUUUGCUGCCCAGACGCCGCUGGCCUUCGGGGUCCAGUCUCCAUUAGGCCCCGUGGCCCAGGUGCUGCCUGGCGGCCAGCCUCUCAUUUGGGGCCAGGCCAACAUCUUCCCUGCCACCCAGCAGCAGUGGGCGGCCAUGGCGGCCGGAGCCUUCCCCCCCACAGCCUACCUCCCUGCCCAGCCUGUGGGCACCCUGCCUGCUGCCAUGUUCCAGACUCUCACUCCCGUCACGACUGUGACUCCGGCCGGCGAGAGCCAUUCAGGUGCUGGAGCCGGCGCUUCAGCUCCCUCCCCCUCGGUGUCGUCGAGUCCGCAGCACGGGGAGAGGGGGAAGAAGAUUGGCAAGGAGCUGUUCAAGGAUUUUCAGCUGGCGAAGCCUCCGGCCAUGCCGUCAAAGAAGGCUGACCAGCCCAGCUUAGCAGGAACCUCAGAGGCAUUCAGCACUUACUUCAGCCGUGUGGGCACCGCCCAGGACACGGACGACUGUGACGACUUUGACAUUUCUCAAAUGAACCUGACACCGGUCACCUCCACGACACCGUCCACCAACUCACCACCCACCCCGGCUCCCAGGCAGAGCUCCCCCUCCAAGUCCUCAGCCUCCCACGUCAGUGACCCCCCCACCGACGCCACAGACCCGCCCACGGACGACUCGUUCGGGGAAGCGGAGGGCAGCCCUAGUCGCAGUGGAGAGGAGGACGCUGCGUGUGGUUCUGGGUCGCCCUGCCCCAGUGAGACAGCAGAGCCCAGCCCAGACCAGGCCAGUCCAGAGACUGGGAGCUAGAUAGCAGAAGGGCAGGAUGGGGAAGGACCCUCUCUACGCCCAGAUCAACAAAGGGAAGAAAUAAAGAGACACACAGGAAGACAGACCUGACUGGCACUGAGAGAACAGGAGGAGAACCCUCACCUCUGUGUGUGUGUGUGUGUGUGUGUGUGUGUGUGUGUGUGUGUGUGUGUGUGUGUGUUUGUGUGUGUGUGAGUGUGAGAGAGAGUGUGUGGGUGAGUGUGUGUGUGAGUGAGUGUGUGUGUGUGUGUGAGUGUGAGAGAGAGUGUGUGUGUGUGAGUGUGAGAGAGAGUGUGUGUGUGAGUGUGAGUGUGUGUGUGAGUGUGAGUGUGAGUGUGUGUGUGUGAGUGUGUGUGUGAGUGUGAGAGAGAGUGUGUGUGUGCACAAUGUCUGGCACAUCUCCCUGCCCAGCCAAGCCCUACUUCUUCUUCUCCUCCGGCUAACAACCUCCCAGGAGGAGCCUCCACACUCCCUCUGUCCUCCUCCUCCUGUGCUCCUCCUCCUCCUCCUCUUCUUCCUCCUCCUCCUCCUCCUCUCUGCAGUCUGCUCUCCUCCUGAGAGGAGAGAGCCCUCUCGGUCAUUCACUCCUGGCAGGAGGGAUAUCAAUCACUGAGAUGGAUCCAGUUCUCCCUGCACUGCGCUGUCUCCUCCUCUCCUCUCUCCUCCCUGUGGCGACUCACACCCAGCCUUACAGACAUCACCUGAUCCUCCCCCCCCCCUCCCCCCCACCCUCCUCUUCCUCUCUAUCUUCGCUCUCACACUCCUCCCUCUGCCUCCUGUGUCUGGCCAGAGUCUGUGCUGCCAAGGAGGGACUGAAUCAAGCAGUGCCUCUCUAUCUCCGACACACACACACACACACACACACACACACACACACUCACGCUCAUUGGGAUUAGAGUGAUCAUCGUUAACUGUUAACGGACAGAAUCUGCAUCUGUAGCGAGGAGAUCCCACAGGAGGAGCUAGACUCUAACGGGCCUAUCAGGGACGGCCCGUUUCUGGGGAUCACUGCUUCUGAUUGGUCGGUUAGUUCGGGCGUUUUCUCCCCAUUCUUGUGAGUGUCUGCUGGAUCACUAUGCAGAAACAGACUCUCUGGGAGCUACUCACACACACACACACCUCCAACACACACACACACACACACACACGCAGUCAUCCCUCACUCUCUCCAACACGCAGCCACACAGUGAUUUGCCAAACGUCUCUCCUCGCAGACGGACCGGUUCAGAGGCCAGAGGACCGGACCUCCCGAGGACCGGGCCCUGAGCGGGAAGUGUUGCAAGUCCAACAGAUUCUGUGAUCGAACUCUUCAUUCUCUAUAGCUUUUGUACAAUACCGAUUUAAAAAGAAAAAAACAACAAAUUGAAAAAUUGAAUUUUUAUUUUAUAAGUCAAUCAAGCCGCUGGGGUCAGCUCUAUAGGAGUUAUAGAGUCAACAUGGCUUUAAGGCAUCUGAUCGUUGGUUUGCCAAACUCAUUUUGUAAAUAAUGAUAACAACAACAACCAUUUUGUCCACUGGACUUCUGUGCCAUAAAAUAGGAAGGCUUCAGUUAUGCAAACUCUUCACAUUAACCCAAGCAAUACCAACAUAUGUUUUUCUUUCUUCCUCUUCUCCCACUCCGUUUGGUUUCCGUCUCUAAUCCUGUUUUUCUUCUUGUGCAUGGACGUCGUAGUCUCAGCCUCACGUACUAAUCCAGGCUCCAGCUCCUAACCUGCUCCAUGCCCCCGUUUGUCUCACCUCCACGCGUCGGUGUCGUCGGCCUCUACGGUUUAUGUUCCCCAGAAAACCUGCAAGCCUUUACUCCUGUCACAGGCAGCAGACGUGGUCUCACUCCCGUCCUCCGUCCCAUUCUGUCCGACUCUGUCUUUACGCCGCCGUGACGCUCCGCCCGUCUGUCUGUCCGUUGGUCAGGUGCCACAACCGCAGCAUCCUCUGCUUCAACUACAUCAACUGUGACGCCAGUGACUCCCUAUUUUAUGGCCAGAGUCCCUAUCUCGCUCUUUUUGGACUAUGAUGUUGAUUAACUUAAAAAUCUGACAACUAGAAGACAAGCAAAGAUGUUGAAUAAAAAGGGAAACAUUGCUGUUUGAGUACAUAACAUUUCUAGACCUAUUUUAACUUUACCUCAGCUAACAGUUUCUUAAUGUAAAUUGACGCAUUAUUUUUAUCUUGAUGAAUAUGACAUUCUACAGUGGGUUUUUAGAUGAUUUUUUGGUUCUCUCUUGAUUUACGUAUUCCACCAUGUAUUACUGUUACAAAUAAACACAUCCCAAAUGACUAAA